AUGCGCAAAAACGGCUGCGCAGAAACGGCUGCGCAGAAACGGCUGCGCAGAAACGGCUGCGCAGAAACGGCUGCGCAGAAACGGCUGCGCAGAAACGGCUGCGCAGAAACGGCUGCGCAGAAACGGCUGCGCAGAAACGGCUGCGCAGAAACGGCUGCGCAGAAACGGCUGCGCAGAAACGGCUGCGCAGAAACGGCUGCGCAGAAACGGCUGCGCAGAAACGGCUGCGCAGAAACAGCUGCGCAGAAACAGCUGCGCAGAAACAGCUGCGCAGAAGCAGCUGCGCAGAAGCAGCUGCGCAGAAACAGCUGCGCAGAAGCAGCUGCGCAGAAACAGCUGCGCAGAAACAGCUGCGCAGAAACAGCUGCGCAGAAACAGUGCGCAGAAACAGCUGCGCAGAAACAGCUGCGCAGAAACAGCUGCGCAGAUACAGCUGCGCAGAUACAGCUGCGCAGAUACAGCUGCGCAGAAACAGCUGCGCAGAAACAGCUGCGCAGAUACAGCUGCGCAGAUACAGCUGCGCAGAAACAGCUGCGCAGAAACAGCUGCGCAGAAACAGCUGCGCAGAAACAGCUGCGCAGAAACAGCUGCGCAGGAACAGCUGCACAGAAACAGCUGCGCAGAAACAGCUGCGCAGAAACAGCUGCGCAGGAACAGCUGCGCAGGAACAGCUGCGCAGAAACAGCUGCGCAGGAACAGCUGCGCAGGAACAGCUACGCAGGAACAGCUGCACAGGAACAGCUGCGCAGGAACAGCUGCACAGGAACAGCUGCGCAGGAACAGCUGCGCAGGAACAGCUGCGCAGGAACAGCUGCGCAGGAACAGCUGCGCAGAAACAGCUGCGCAGAAACAGCUGCGCAGAAACAGCGGCGCAGAAACAGCGGCGCAGAAACACUCUAUAGCCUCCGGUUACAGGAGCGUACCUCCAUGUUCAAUGUUUUUUGGGCAGUUGAACAUGUAAAGUUGAAUCCCGUACGCGCGUGGUAG
This is a messenger RNA of Schistocerca nitens (vagrant locust), 987 nucleotides long. Its product is annotated as axoneme-associated protein mst101(1)-like. The transcript has a single exon. The record is from RefSeq and is a predicted model, not a curated record. The coding region runs from base 1 to 987 and encodes 328 amino acids. NCBI's taxonomy places the organism in Eukaryota, Metazoa, Arthropoda, Insecta, Orthoptera, Acrididae.